UGCCCGCCCGGCAGCGGGCGGGUCUCGCCUGGGUCCCGUCACUUUUCCUUUCGCUUUGCCCCGUGCGGUCCCAGAGCACCGCGCUGACGGGACCGGGACCGGGACCGGGGCAGACACAGGGGAGGGCGGUGCAAGAUUUUUAGUGCUGCCUUUCCAACAUACUGGUUUUGGUCCACACUGACAGGAUUACAAAGCAUCUUGAAAGCAUGAUGGAAGGAAAUCAAUCCGGUCCUGUGACCGCACAGGAUGAAGACCAACGUGGAGAUCAAGGUGAUACGGUGGAUGCAAGGCCAGACAGAAGUUCCAGACUCUCCUGGUUUGAAAAAAAAAAGAAGAAUGGACUGGAACAGCAGCCAGAGGUCCCUGUCAGUAACCAGUGCCGAAUUGUUAACCCAACAUUCAAGUAUAAUAUGGACUACAAGAAAGUUGGCAAAUGUAUUAUUAUAAACAACAAAAAUUUUGAGGACCAAACAGGUAUGGGUAAACGCAGUGGCACUGAUAAAGAUGCUGGAGCGCUUUUUAAAUGUUUUAGAAGCUUAGGAUUUGAGGUUGAUAUAUACAACGAUCAAUGCCGUGAUGAUAUGAAGAAAUUACUCAAACAAGCUGCGGAUGAGAACCACGAUGAUGCUGCCUGCUUUGCCUGUAUCUUUUUAAGCCAUGGGGAAGAGGGCUACAUUUAUGGCACUGAUGGAAUGUUGGAAAUCAAGGAUCUGACCACAUUCUUCAGAGGAGACAAGUGUAAAACUCUGAUAGGCAAACCCAAAUUAUUUUUCAUCCAGGCAUGUAGAGGAUCUACAUUUGAUGACGGGAUACAAACAGAUUCUGGACUUGCAGACGACACAGAGGUAACAGAUGCGAAUCCCAGAUACAAGAUUCCAGUAGAAGCAGAUUUUCUGUUUGCAUAUUCCACAGUGCCAGGUUAUUUUUCCUGGAGGAACCCAGGGAGAGGCUCAUGGUUUGUGCAGUCUUUGUGCUCCAUACUAAAUGAUCACGGGAAACAACUUGAGAUAAUGCAGAUCCUCACCAGGGUCAACUACAUGGUGGCCACAAACUAUGAAUCACAGUCAGAUGACCCCCGCUACAGCGAAAAGAAGCAGAUACCCUGUGUGGUCUCCAUGCUCACUAAAGAACUUUACUUCUGAAAGUAUAUUCAAAGGGUUGAUGUUAGGGCACACUUUUUUCCCCCCAAGGAGAUUUGAUUGUACACUCAAUGCAUAUCUCAUGUAAUAGCAGAUACAGAUUUGUACUGGCUUCUUAUAUUUGGAAAAGGUGAUGUAUCCGAUUGCUGAGCCCUAAUUAAGGCUUUAUAGGAUGAAAAAGCAACUCUGGACCAGACCUUCAGCUGAUGUAAAGUCCAUAACUCCAUUUUCGUAUAUAUAUAUAG
Messenger RNA from Malaclemys terrapin pileata, 1384 nucleotides. It is a transcript of the gene CASP7, whose product is annotated as caspase 7. The coding region runs from base 207 to 1142 and encodes 311 amino acids. Gene Ontology annotation, cellular component: cytoplasm. The record is from RefSeq and is a predicted model, not a curated record. The transcript has 8 exons. Gene Ontology annotation, biological process: apoptotic process; proteolysis. Lineage: Eukaryota; Metazoa; Chordata; Testudines; Emydidae.